Gigantopelta aegis is the source of this 3902-nucleotide messenger RNA. Its product is annotated as kelch-like protein 6. NCBI's taxonomy places the organism in Eukaryota, Metazoa, Mollusca, Gastropoda, Neomphalida, Peltospiridae. The coding region runs from base 116 to 2860 and encodes 914 amino acids. The transcript has 7 exons. Gene Ontology annotation, molecular function: protein binding. The record is from RefSeq and is a predicted model, not a curated record.
CCGAAAAUAAAAUUUCCCGGAAAUCAUUUCCGAAAUGCCAACGUCCACCUUCGAGUUCUCAAAUUGUUUAUGAUUUGUUUGAGACAGAGCUGUUUAUGACAUUUUAUGGUUAAAGAUGGAAAGUCCUCGACAUUCUGAUGAUGAACAGGAAGUGGUGCCCUUUCGCAACUCAAGUUCAUCCACUGCAGUACCUGAGAGUGACAAUGUGUUGAAAAGCAGUCUGUCAGCAAAUUCAUCAAUACCACAUAUAGACUCACUCCGAUUAUCUGAUACCGGACAUUCUGAUGAUGAAGAGGAAGUGGUGCCCAUUCAGAGAUCAGCUUCGUCCACUGCAGUACCUGAGAGUGACAGUGUGUUGAGAAGCAGUAUGUCGGCAGAUUCAUCAAUACCACAUAUAGACUCACUUCGAUUAUCUGAUACCAGAUUAGAUGUUAGCGAGGAUUGCGAACCUGAAUUUGAAGAGAACCCGAUACCAGAGAGACGAAUAAAUCUAGAGACUUCCAGACCAGAGGCACUACAUCUAGAGAGAGAGAAUCUGGAAAAACUUAAUCAAGAGACAGAAUGUCUAUUGAGAAAGAAUCUGGACAUGCUGGGUCCAGACGCACUACAUCUAGAGAGAGAGAAUAUGGAGAAACUUGAACAAGAGACAGAAUGUCUAGUGAGAGAGAAUCUGGACCUACUGGGUCCAGAGAGCCUAGAAAGUCUGAUUCUAGAGAGAGAGAAUCCGAAGAAACAGAAUCCGAAGACAGAGAAUCAAGGGAUGCACAGUUUACACAGACUGGAUCAGGAGAUACAGUUCCCAGAGGAUUGGGGUCUACAGAGAGAGAAUCCAAAGAGAGAGAUUCUAGAGAGACAUAUUCUAGAGAUAGAGAAUCUAGAGAGAGAGAAUCUAGAGAGAGAGAAUCCAGAGAUACCAGGUCUUGAGAGACGAAGUCGACACACACACACACUAGAAGGAGCGAUGUCACUUCCCCCAAAGCUGACUGGAAGGAUAAAACCAAUGAAGGUUGCCUUUAAAGCCUCUCCCUUUGCUGAGGCAGCGUCGGCAUCAGAAGAUGAGGAAGAAGGAAUUGAGGAAGAAGCCGUUUUUUAUCCGGGAUUUGCUCUGAAAGUGGCCGGCACCAUAAUGUCGCAAGUUUGCGGCAUGUUCCACAACCAAACCCUCUGUGACCUCGUUGUCAAGGUCGAAGAAGAAGAGUUCAAGUGUCACAAGGUCAUCAUGGCUGCCAUGUCUGGCUUUUUCCGCUCCCUGCUCAUGUCGGAGAUGAAGGAAACCACGGAUGGGUCCGUCACCUUGGAAACCAUAUCUGCAAAGACCUUCUCAAAGGUACUGCGAGUAAUUUACGAGGGAAAGAAUGUCGUGACGUCUGGCUCGGUACAGAACCUGCUGAAGGCGUCUGUGUAUCUGCAAGUGAAGAUCCUGGAGGAUCUGUGUGUGAACUUCCUGCAUGACGACCUGGAUGUUAACAAUGCCGUGGGCAUUUGGAGAAUUGCCCAGAUGUACGAGCUGCGUCCACUGAUAAGGAAAGCCUGGCAGAUGAUCAUCAGACAUUUCGACCAAGUCAGCCGCACGGACGAAAUCUUCACUCUCCAGAAAGAGGAGUUAAUUCUGAUUCUCACAGACAGUCAGCUGAACGUCCCUUCUGAGGAUGUCAUCUGCGAUACCGUUCUCCAGUGGGUGAAGCACGACCUUGGUGCACGGGAACCCGACUUGACCAUCCUCCUCGACUUCAUCUGCCUGCCGAACGUCAGCGGUCCUUACCUCUGCGACACGCUCCUUAAUGAUGAUCUGAUGACUACAAACAAAAGAUUUGCCGAGCUGGUCAAGGAGGCGUUGUGCUACCACCUGAAGGAGGGACAGAGAGAGGCGAUAAUGGCGCGGCAGAGAACUCUACGUGAUAAAGCAAGCAUCAAUGCAGUCGUUGUCCUGAUCGGGGGCUAUGUCAUACAGAACCAGACUCUGACGUCGAUGGUCUGCUAUGAUCUCCGAGGGCAGCAGUGGUACUCGAUUGCGUCCAUUCCCCAUGACCCCGGCGUGGACUUCGCAACGUGCUACCUGAACAAUGAGCUGUACGUCAGCGGAGGGUCGCGUAGCAUGGAUAAGUUCGUCAAGUUCAGCCCAGUCGAGAACCAGUGGUACCUGCAGCCUUCUCUGAUGACCGGUCGCGAGUGUCACGCAAUGGCAGCUGUCGAUAAUAUCUUGUACAUCUUGGGAGGAAGCUGCUCUGCGUCAAAAAAAAAAGGAUCGAAACGACCCACCGAGAUCGAAGGUUACGACACCAAGACUGGCAGGUGGUUCCACGCAGGCCACUUGCAGGUUCCUGUUGAAUCGCUCUCGGCAUCUGUCGUCGAGGAAACCAUUUACACCUUUGGCGGCAUCGGCGAUGGAAACAUGCCGUCUUCGAGCAUUCAGAGUUUUGACACGGUCUCUGGAACAUGUUCCCUCUAUGGCAGCCUGCCUCACCCCGUGGAUCACACGAUGGCCUUGACCUUGCAGUCGGUAGUCUACAUCGUCUGUCCGAAAGGUCAGGUGCUGCAGUUUUCUGCAGAGGAAAAGCAAGUAAAGCAGAUCGUCCAGAUACAUAAUAUGGACAGGAUUGGGUUUGGGGUGUACACCCACGAACAGAAGCUGAUGAUCAUUGGAGGGGAAGGCCCAGAUGGGACCCUCUUCGAUCAGAUUGUCGUUGUUGAUCUCAUAAAGAAGAAGACGGCGAAGAACCUCUUGGAACCUCUUCCAAUUCCAAUGGCCAUGUUUCGCAUGGAGACCGUCAAGAUGCCAAAGCGUCUGCUCAUCCAACGAGGAUUCAAUAUCUUUCAGCAGGGUGCAGGCCUGCAGUUCGACUUGGAGGAGGAUAUUUGAGGGAUUAGAAACAAUGGAGGAUCUUCAGGAUAAGAGGCUGGGGAUGAGAAGUCUUUACGGUCUCACUAUACAGGUGUCAUCUGCCAUUGAAAUCCUUGUUAGAUUGCCCAUGUUGAGAUGAAGAUUGAUAAUAGAACAGAUUCUUGUUGGCACUAUGUACAGCAUAUACCACUGUGAACCAUUUAUAUUGACUUCAAAAUUGAUAACAUUUACGUUUCCGUUUUUUGCUAUAUGAAAGUAUCUGGCUAUAGUACCAGUCCGAACAGGUGGUGCAGGAACCGAUUCACACCAGCCACUUGUUCCACUGUAGACCCAUGUCUCAAAACGUCGGUCCACAAUAUUGCAAAAUACGAUGGGCAAGCUCCAGCCAGAGGGUUUACCCUUUUAAAAAUACGUAUAAUUUUAAUUCUACCCCAAUUACUAGCAGUGAAUAUGUGAACCACAACAUGUUACAAUUAGGAACUAUAGUGGACCAUCAAGGGCGUAGGAAGGUAUAUAUGCAAAAACCACCGCUGCUGCUAAAAAGUGUGGGGGGGGGGGGGGGGGGGCACAUGCCAUCCUUUACCCACCCACACCCCACCCCCAUCCCCCGCUUCCUACGCCAAUGACCAUGAUGAAAGAACUCUCACUCGGAAGUGACCUAAAACGGGAACUGAAUCCAUAACAGCCGUUGCCUCUGUGGAAGGUACUUUUAAUAAUAAUAGGGGCCUAAUAAUAAUAACAAUAAUAAUAAUAAUAAUCUAAAGCAACCCAGUGUGAACUCGAGAAAAGAAAAGAAAAUGUUAGUACAUUAUGAAGAUGAUUGGGAAAAGGGCGACAUCGCUAAGGGGUGGAGUGGGGGAGGAACCGGACCCAAUGUCGCCCCCACCCCGCCUUUAAAUCCGCAACUGAGAAACUAGUGUUGGGGAUCGUUUUUGAACUACAUCAUAAAUCAUCGGUUAUAAUCAACUAUCAAGUAUGCAAUCAAUUGGAAUCAAUGAGGGUUUGAAGACAAGUGUACGAGACACAGGGCGGGGGGGGGGGGGGGGGGGGGGGGGGGGGG